UCAAAGUCUCACCAACAAAAAGUCAUGAGAUCUCUCACAAUUUUUUUGUUUCUCUUCUCACUUAUUUUGAUUGCAAGUCUUUGUGAUGCAAGAGCAGACCCUGAUAAUUACUGGAAAAUUGUAAUGAAAGAUGAGCUUAUGCCGACGACUCAGGAUGCCCAAAGCCAAGAUACACAAAGAUCAAGUGGCGCGGAUAAUUACUGGAAAAUUGUAAUGAAAGAUGAGCUUAUGCCGACAACGAAUCAGGAUGCCCAAAGCCAAGAUACACAAAGAUCAAGUAGCGCAGAUAAUUACUGGAAAAUUGUAAUGAAAGAUGAGAUUAUGUCGACAACGAUUCAGGAUGCCCCUAAGCCUCCUAAGUAAAGUUAUUCAGUCAUCGUCA
Molecule: messenger RNA, 382 nt
Organism: Helianthus annuus (common sunflower)
Lineage: Eukaryota; Viridiplantae; Streptophyta; Magnoliopsida; Asterales; Asteraceae
Exons: 2
Coding region: 25-363 (112 amino acids)
Source: RefSeq, a predicted model, not a curated record